This is a messenger RNA of Gopherus evgoodei (Goodes thornscrub tortoise), 3877 nucleotides long. It is a transcript of the gene MDFIC, whose product is annotated as MyoD family inhibitor domain containing. The coding region runs from base 241 to 795 and encodes 184 amino acids. The record is from RefSeq and is a predicted model, not a curated record. The transcript is spliced from 5 exons. Lineage: Eukaryota; Metazoa; Chordata; Testudines; Testudinidae.
AUAAGUCCCCGUUUGGUGUGUGCAACGCGCUGGCUGGAGAGGGCGAGAGCCCGCGCGGUGGCGGGGCGGGGUGCUAGGGGCUGCACAGGCGAGAGGAGGCAGCAGCCGCAGUUGGAGAGGGGAGGCGAAGAGACGGCCGCACCGGCCGGGGAGAUGCUGCUGCUGCUUUGGGAGCCCCGGGUGACGGUUUAGGCUGGUCGGGGGGUGCAAGCUCCUAGGACGGGAGGAGAGAGCUGGCAGAUGUCCCAAGCGAGGGAACCCCUUCCCCCGGGGCCUGACGGGCCGGCGCCUGCAGCUCCGACUGAACGCAGCCUUCUGGUCUCGCUGCCUCGCGAAAAAUGUGACAAAGUGAAUACAGCUGCAGGAGAGAGAGACAUAACACCACCUUCCAAUAACCAAAGCAUACAACCAGAGAUACAAGACCAGUCCGUCUGGGGAAAUCGCACUGAUGGUGACCUCAUCAGAACACAACCUCAACACUUUCCUCAGCCAAAUACUUCAGCAUUGGAAAAGAGCGAGGAAGAAACUGGCAAGAUACAGAAUGGUCAUGCAGGUCUGAGUAAUGGAAAUGGAAUUCACAACGGGGUCAAACAUGUAGCUACAGAUAACAGAAAAUGUUCAGUUCCUGUUUCACAAAAAAUGCACAGAAAAAUUCAGUCCAGCUUGUCCGUCAACAGUGAUAGCAGCAAGAAAAGUAAAAUAAGCUCUGCAUAUUCUCAAAAACCUGGUUCUUCUCCUGAAGGAGUUACCCAGUUGCAGCAAUGCGCUGCAUGUAUGCAACCACGAAGAUACUGAACACUUUCUUAAAAGAAAUAUUGAUAAAGGGACCAUUUGUCUUCAGAAAGUAUAGUUCAAAUUGAGAAAGAGUUGUUUUUAAACCAAAGUUUGCUGUUAAAUAUAAUUUUUGUGGGAGCCCUGGUUGAGUUUUGUUCAUUUUGGGGCCUUUUGCUCCCUAAAUUGUGAGCGAUGAACCUCUCAUUUGGAAAAAAAAGAAUAAUAAGAAAUUAAGACUGCCAGGUCCAAACCUAGCUUGGAUCUUUGCCAUUCAACAGUACACUCUUUCAAUCAAGUUAAGAAGCAUUGAUGAGCUUUGAAGAAAGUCUUCUACAUCCUCAUCUGGAAGAAUGAUAGAAGUUUAUGAAUAAUUUCCCAUGAAUAAUGUUCUCCAUAAAUUCGGAAUUUCUUUUGCUUACACAGGUUCCAUAAGGAGAUCAUGAUUUCCUCAAAUGCAUUAAUUUUUCAAAAGUUUUCAGCAACAUUUUGCAAUUUUUUUAACAGUGUGACUUGCUUUAGAAUAGUUUGCUGUGAAAAUUUUACUCUAGAAAAUUCAAGCUAUUGUUGUUUCUGUUCCCAGACUAAAUGAGCAUAAAUAUUAUAAUUGGGAGGGAAGGAGGAAGAAGCCAUUUGGGCCUUAAAUCUCUCAAGGAAACAGCUGUUAAACAGAUUAUGGCACUUAAAACCUGCAUGGGUUUUGCCUAAGGUAUCAUUUAUAAGCAAAUUAAGCUACUACAAAAUAUGUAUUGGUUGGGUACAACGUUUAUAUGUUAACCUUCUCUUGCCAAAUCUACCGAAAGUAACUUUGUGCAUAUGCACUGUCUGAGCUGCAGAACCUUGACUAGCUUAUGGUAUUUAUUGCCUAUUUGCUCUGACACUGACAAGAAUUUUUUAGAACGCUGUCCAAGAAAUCUUAAAAUACAGGGAGAUGUUCCAGAGGACUGAGGGGAGAAAAAAGUUUCUAGUGUCCUAAUAGUUAACAAAAGCUCAAUGGAAUGACCUGGGUAACUUCAGGCUGGUUAGCCUAAUGUUGAUUCCAGGCAAAAUCAUGGAAAGGCUAAUUCGGGAUGUAAUUAGUAAAUAAUUAAAGAAUGGUAUAAUAAUUAAUGCCAAUUGACAUGGCUUUAGAAAAUAGGUCUGGUUGAACUUGAUAUUGUGUUUUGAUAAGAUUACAAGUUUGGUUCAUAAAGGAACUACAUCAUUCUUAGUCUUCUGUAAGAUUUUGCACUACACAAUAAUCUGAUUACGAAAACAGCACUAUUCAGAAUCAAUGUAGCACAUGACUAACUGAUAUGUCUCAAAAAGUAACUGUAAAUGAGGAAUUGUUGUCCAGCAGCAGUGUUUGUUGUGGCAUCCCACUGGAUGGCCCAAUGUUCUUCAAUAUUCUUUUCAACAAUAUGGAGGAAAACACAAAAUCAUUGCUAGUUUGCAAGAGACAGUAACUUUGAUGAAGUACACUUCUACCCUGAUAUAGCACAAAUUCGGAUAUAACAUGAUAAAGCAGCGCUCCGGGGGGAGAAGGGGGGAUGCGUGCUCCGGCUUAUCAAAUCAAGUUCGCUAUAAUGCGGUUUCGCCGAUAAUGCGGUAAGAUUUUUUUGGCUCCCGAGGAUAGCGUUAUAUCGAGAUAGAGAUGUAGUAAAUAAUGGUAAGGACAGGUCACUUCCACAGAGCAAUCUGAAUCACUUUGUGAACUGGGUUGAUUUGAGUAAUGGAAGUUUUAAUGCAGCCAGAAGCAAGUUCAUACAUCUAGGGACAAUGAAUGUAGGUCACACUUACAGGAUGGGGACAGUAUCUUGGCAAAUAAUGAAUCUCAAAAGGGCUUAAGAGUUGUAGUGCGAAACCAACAGAACAUAAGCCCCCAGUCCAGUGCAGAGGCAAAGAAAGUAAAUGCAAUCCUAGGAUGUAUGAUCAGGGUAAUAUUGAGUAAGAGGAAGGAGGUGAUGUUUCUUCUGCAUAUUGCAUUAAUGAGAUCUUUACUGAAAUACUUUGUCCAGUUCUGGUGUCCACACUUUUAAAAAGGAUGUUGAGACAUUAGAAAUUGUUUUAGAUUCGUGGGUAGGAGAGUGAAAGAGAAAAGGUCUAUGUAACAAGGCUCUCUCUUUGCUCCUGUCUUCCUCUGUACACCCAGACCACUUGGAGACUCUCCGCUAGUAAACAACACGUGCAGUAUUUACAAUCCUCCCCCCUCCCAACUUUACAAUGUUGUGCAGCACCUUAUAUAGAAUAGUAUAUAAUUCCUCAGCCAUUUAGCCUGAGGAGAAGAGAGGAGAGGGAAGUCUCUCCCUCUGAGAUCUAUCUUGGCCCUGGCUCUCAAAGUUGCCUGCCCUGCCCUCCCUCUUUCUACUUCUUUUCUGUUUCUUCUUCUACUCCCUGGGCUAAUGGGAUAAUUUAAGCACUUUAACUCUCUCCAGGCCAUUCCAAUCUAUCUUUGCCUGCCCAGCUUACUAUGGGUGAUUUAAUUGGUGAUACAGUGAUCAGAGUGCUGUAGAGUUGCUGUUGCCCAGCUCUCUGACAGUCUGUUAUAGAGCAAUUUCUACCCUGAUCAAAAAUAGAGGAAAAUCCUUUAUCAAAAAUCCUUCACCAUUAACUUUAAGGCAAAUAUAUCUUGGUUUAUGGGAAAGGGUCACUGGUAUGUGGGAUGGGAAACUGGAAGAUGAAGAACUAAGUAAUGCUAUUGUGACAGUGCAGACCCCAGUUUCUCCAGCCUACACUAUGUUAGGAAAUGUCCGAUUUUUAAAAAUGGAUGAAUGAAGGGAGAGUUUUUCUGCACAAAGAAAUAGAUUAUUGAAGUUAGCAUGUCACUGAGGUGAACAGUGGCUUUAGUUCAAACCUUCGGCUUCUGUGGAUUAUUAGGAGACAGUUUUAGGUCCAGCAGCCCUACUUUUGUAUUACAGUAUGAAGAAGACUGUCUGUCUCUGCAACAGAAAAGAAUAGGUGUUUAAAAAGUUGCAAAAAGAUACCCUCCACCUCCAGGUUGCUGACUUUAUUCUUUUUCCAUAAUCUUCACUCAUCUUUGGGAAUAUAAAAUGAAACUCAUGUUCCAGAUGUUGGCUUAAUGUGUUCCACUUCUGACUCAUCUGAAGCACCUGCUAUGUUUUUUUAU